Molecule: messenger RNA, 1209 nt
Organism: Cadophora gregata
Lineage: Eukaryota; Fungi; Ascomycota; Leotiomycetes; Helotiales; Ploettnerulaceae
Exons: 2
Coding region: 1-1209 (402 amino acids)
Source: RefSeq, a predicted model, not a curated record
AUGGCGUCUUCUACCAGUGACAUGACAAUUGACGAUGCUUGGGAAUCCGUGAAGUCUGUCGUGCUGACUGGAUGGUCCAAGACAACCAGACGAAUGCGUGCGGCAGGCGCGGUAUUAUUAUUCUUUAUCCUCGCAAUUCUUCUCCUCCGGCCUUCCAUCCCUGAAUCGCCUUCCCUACCAAGGCUACCGUCUCUUUCCCUCGAAUAUGGCACCGACGGGCCAAUUUCGCCAUACAACGUUAGCAAAGUCGCCCUCUUGAUCGAGAACAGAAUAAACCCGAUCCUGGCACCGCUCAUGCUACAUUUCAUGUCAGUCGUGCCUCCCGACUGGCGCUUUCGCUUCAUGGGCUCCCUCGAAUCAGUGGAGUAUCUUAAUACCAGCCGAGCAAUUCGAAAUCAUGUUGCAAGUGGGAAGCUGGACCUUACAUACAUCCCAGCGAACAUGACGACUGGAAGUCAAGAGGAGAUCAGUAGAUUCUUGACUACCUUGUGGCUAUACGAGACUGUUCUGCAGCCUGCUGAAUGGCUCCUGGUUUUCCAAACUGAUAGCAUGCUUUGUGCCAACAGCAGACAGACUCUGAACAGCUGGCUCGAUUACGAUUGGGUGGGAGCGCCGUGGAAUCCAAAUGGACGAUUUGGUGGCAAUGGUGGACUUAGUCUCAGACGCGUGAGCAAGAUUAUCGAUGUUUUGAGGAAUCAGCAGCGCAUUCACAACACAGAGCCGGAAGAUGUUUGGCUCACGGACCGACUUGGACAUCGCCCUGGCGCAAAACUUGCCAACGGAACUAUGAGUUUGACGUUCAGUGGAGAAAUGUUUGGUGGUCUAGGGGAGAAAGUUGGAGCAGACAAGAAGAAGGGGAAGAAACCCGGAGAUACGUCGAAGGCGGGCGAAUUAAUCAAAGGAAUCGAUGACUGGAGAGAUGGUUUCUACGAGCCAAUGGGUUACCACACCGGAGGUAGUGGAGAGACUCUCCAUGGUGGCAUUUGGGGUACUCCUGAGAUGCGGAAACAUAUCUGGGGUUACUGCCCAGAAGUGAAGAUGAUGCUCAAGAUGGAUGCGGCCAAAUUCGUUCCUGGAGAAUGUAACAACAACUGGAAGCGCACAGAUGAAGGAUGGAACGGAAUGUAUGGUACUGGCGGAGAAGAACAAACAGAGUGGAUUGAUGGAGAGGAAUAUCCAAUGCUACCAGCUGGUUUGAUGCCUUGGUAA